Molecule: messenger RNA, 1924 nt
Organism: Ricinus communis (castor bean)
Lineage: Eukaryota; Viridiplantae; Streptophyta; Magnoliopsida; Malpighiales; Euphorbiaceae
Product: dihydrolipoyl dehydrogenase 1, mitochondrial
Exons: 2
Coding region: 109-1641 (510 amino acids)
Cellular component (GO): oxoglutarate dehydrogenase complex; mitochondrion
Molecular function (GO): dihydrolipoyl dehydrogenase (NADH) activity; flavin adenine dinucleotide binding
Source: RefSeq, a predicted model, not a curated record
UGUCUCAAUUGCUUCCAUUUUUAUUUUUUGUCUACAUAAUAGGGUAUCAUACAGAGAGAAAUAACUGUGUGUAAAUUCCCAAAGAACAAAAAAACAAGAAAGAAAGAAAUGGCGAUGGCAAGCUUUGCUAGAAGAAAGGCAUAUCUUUUAACUAGAAACUUCUCGAAUUCGAGUCCAGAUGCUCUCAGAUACUCCUUCUCCCUAACCAGCUUCUCCCGCGGUUUCGCUUCCGCAGGAUCUGAUGAAAACGACGUCGUUGUCGUUGGCGGCGGCCCCGGCGGCUAUGUCGCCGCUAUAAAAGCCGCUCAGCUUGGUCUCAAAACUACCUGCAUCGAGAAGCGUGGAACUCUCGGUGGUACUUGCCUCAAUGUUGGUUGCAUCCCUUCUAAGGCACUACUUCAUUCCUCCCACAUGUAUCACGAAGCACAGCAUUCAUUUGCUAAUCAUGGUGUGAAGUUUUCAUCUGUUGAAGUUGAUUUACCUGCGAUGAUGGGCCAAAAAGACAAAGCCGUAGCUAACCUUACGCGAGGUAUUGAAGGUUUGUUCAAGAAGAAUAAAGUGAACUAUGUUAAAGGAUACGGAAAGUUUAUUUCCCCCUCAGAGGUAUCUGUAGACACCCUUGAUGGUGGUAACACUGUUGUGAAAGGCAAGAACAUUAUAAUUGCGACUGGUUCUGAUGUUAAAUCUCUCCCUGGAAUUACCAUUGAUGAGAAGAAAAUCGUUUCAUCUACUGGCGCUUUGGCAUUGUCAGAAAUUCCUAAGAAACUUGUGGUUAUUGGGGCAGGCUACAUUGGGCUUGAGAUGGGCUCGGUGUGGGGCCGGCUUGGUUCAGAGGUCACAGUUGUUGAGUUUGCCCCUGAUAUUGUCCCAAGCAUGGAUGGGGAAAUUCGCAAGCAAUUUCAGCGAUCUCUUGAGAAGCAGAAAAUGAAAUUCAUGCUCAAAACUAAGGUGGUAGGUGUUGAUAGUUCUGGAGAUGGGGUGAAGUUGACCCUUGAGCCAGCAUCUGGUGGUGACCAGACAAUACUGGAAGCUGAUGUUGUUCUUGUCUCUGCUGGCAGGACUCCGUUCACUGCUGGACUUGGGCUGGACAAGAUUGGUGUGGAAACUGAUAAGCUGGGACGGAUUCCAGUUAAUGAAAAGUUUGCAACAAAUGUGCCUGGUGUGUUUGCAAUCGGGGAUGUGGUUCCAGGACCCAUGUUGGCUCACAAGGCAGAAGAGGAUGGAGUUGCUUGUGUGGAGUUCAUCGCUGGUAAGCAUGGCCAUGUAGAUUACGACAAGGUCCCUGGAGUUGUCUAUACACACCCUGAGGUUGCUUCUGUUGGUAAGACCGAGGAGCAGGUCAAGGCACUCGGUGUUGAAUAUCGUGUCGGGAAGUUCCCUUUCUUGGCUAAUAGCCGAGCCAAGGCAAUUGAUGAUGCUGAAGGUUUAGUCAAGAUUUUGGCUGAGAAGGAGACGGACAAAAUAUUGGGAGUACAUAUCAUGGCACCUAAUGCAGGUGAGCUUAUUCAUGAGGCAGUACUGGCCCUUGCAUAUGGUGCUGCAAGCGAGGAUAUAGCACGCGUGUGCCAUGCACAUCCAACGAUGAGUGAGGCAUUGAAGGAAGCUGCAAUGGCAACUCAUGACAAGCCCAUUCACAUAUAAAGGAACGAACAAGUUUUCAUUUUUGGUUCGAGGAUUUGCCUGUUCAGCAAAAAUUGCCUUUUUCUUAUCCAUCCCUCCUUAAAGCAGAUGCAAUGCUUGAAUAUAAAUUUGCUGUUGUUCAUUGCUUUACAGAAUAAUUUCAUGUGUUUACCUCAUUGACAUCAAAGCAUGAGAUGUAUGUUUGACCUAAUGAGGGUUUGUUUGCAAGGCUGGUGUAUAAUUUGUGCUAACAUGACAUCCGAAUUGCCAUCUACAGAGUGGAUUCUAUUUCUUUGGAUUAAAA